Molecule: messenger RNA, 5189 nt
Organism: Lates calcarifer (barramundi perch)
Lineage: Eukaryota; Metazoa; Chordata; Actinopteri; Centropomidae
Gene: maml3
Product: mastermind-like transcriptional coactivator 3
Biological process (GO): positive regulation of transcription of Notch receptor target; Notch signaling pathway
Cellular component (GO): nuclear speck; nucleoplasm
Molecular function (GO): transcription coactivator activity
Source: RefSeq, a predicted model, not a curated record
GCAAAAAAACAUGUUCAUCCUUUAAUAGUGGUGCUCCACUGUCAGGAGCCUGUGACAAAUGUAGAAUUAAGGUUGGCCAAUGAGCACGUAAUAGGGGAAGUCGGUCUAAUAACCCAUACUGACCCAUUUAUAUCAGUGGCAAACGCAGAUUUUUUUUUUCAGCACGGGUAGCUAACUCCAUGUAAAAAGGGUGUAACCCAUGAAUACAACAGGAAAGGUCGUAGGUGGGACCAGUCCGGUCCUCUCCGAAAUACACUCCGGAUUCCACCCCGGGUUUUCCGGAUGUCCAUCAGCGGGCUCCUCACAGCCUCUAGCUGGUUUUUACUCAACUCCUGUCCUGAUAUCACUCCGCUGGCAUGGUGGAGAAGCGGACCUGAUUAUUGUGAUGGUGGCAGGCGGCAGCUAGUGACUACAGACUUCCGCCACUGCUUCCCAUAUCCGCGUUUUACGCCGUCUGGUCUACUCUAGUUGCCUCACCACCGGACUACCGAGGGCGCUUGUGCCCCCCCCCCCCAACUCAGCAACAUCUUCACCGGGAUUUCUUUCAGACCAAAACCAUAUGAGAUGCAAGUUCACUGGGAAACUCUGGAGCCCGUUCGGUUCAGGCAGCAAAACUUUUUCUCAAAGGACAACACCGUAAAACGGCGAGUGGACUGUUACUGCUGCUGCCGCUGCCGCUCCUCCGCGGGACGGUUUGUGUGUAUAUGACCGUUGAGUGCCUGCUAACGUUCAUACCUUCACGGUAUUGCUUUUCAGCGGAGUAGUUGUUAGCAGCGUGGCAGCUGUUUUAUUGUUGAAUUCAGUUUGGAGCUUGCCCGGGUCUCAGUCAGGCUGGGUGUUAUUCGUGUUCUCGGGAGCGGUUUGUUUGGAAACAGUACCGAAGAGGGAAGAAGAAACGGUCACACGCGAGCUCCAAUGAACUAUAUGACUGUUAGGCUCGCAGCCCUUUAAACCUUCCCGGUUGUUGCUCGCUUCAGCGGCUGUUGUCGGUCGUAUCCUCCUUCCGCUGCCCGGCUGCUUGGGACCCUUCACCGGGGGAGGACAGAGAGGGAGAGGACACUAGGUGGUGGAGGUGGAGGAGGAGGUGGUCGGAGGAGGAGGAGGUGGCGGCGGUGGUGGCGGUGAGCUUGACGGGGAGAAAAGUUCUUCCAAAAUAGCAGCCACUCGGCCAAGUGAUGGGGGACUUCGCCUCCCCCGCUGCCGGACCCAACGGCAGUAUCUGCAUCAACAACAGCAUGAACCCGGCCGCCGGGAACGUGGUGCCCGCCGGGGCGGUGGGCAUACCUAAGCACAGCACUGUGGUGGAGAGGCUGAGGCAGCGGAUAGAGGGCUGCCGGAGACACCACGUAAACUGCGAGAGCAGGUACCAGCAAGCCCACGCCGAGCAGCUGGAGAUAGAGCGGAGGGAGACGGUCAGCCUGUACCAGCGGAGUCUGGAGCAGAGGGCCAAGAAGUCCGCCGGCGGCAGCGGCAGCAGCAAGCAGCCACAGAGCAAGCAGCCGGACCCGGACUCUGCAUCCUCCACGGAACAGAGGAAUAACACGCUAAUAGCGCUCCAGGAGACUGUGAAGAGGAAACUGGACAGUGCACGAUCGCCCCUCAAUGGAGACCAGAACGGCAUCUGUGAUGGAGGCAGCUACUCACCUACCACCAAACGGCCUUUACUUGGCGGGCCCAACACUUCCACCGGAAACAACACUACAAACAGCAAUGGCAACCAUGUAGGCCGGGCAACAGAUGAGCUGGGGAAGAAUGGCGGCAGCCAUCUCCCGGACAUGAAGCUGAAUGGCUCACUGGAUCUGGAGGACAGCUUCGGCCUCCUCAAAGACCUGAAACAAGAGCCACUGGAUGACGGAGGUGGGAUGGAGUCCUCAGAUCCCCAGUCUCUGUCCAAUCAGAACAAACUGUUCUCUGACAUCAACCUCAAUGACCAGGAGUGGCAGGAGCUGAUCGAUGAGCUGGCCAAUACUGUACCAGAGGACGAUAUGCAUGACCUCUUCAAUGAGGACUUUGAGGACAAGAAAGAGGCAGAGUUUGGCAGGCCAGCAAACAAUCAGACACCAGGCCCACAGGAGGCAGCUGGGAAUACAACGGCACCUGGAGGGGGGGCGGCGCCAGCAGCAGCAGCCCUGCCUCCUCCUCCUCAGCCUCCACAGGGAGGUCCACAGGUUCCCAUGGGCUCACCACAGGUCCGACCAUCAUCGUCAGGCCCUCAGUUUGCCACAACUGCCAAUGGAACACCUCCACAGCAACCUUUGCAGCAGUCUCCAGCCGUUGCCAUGGCAUCGGGUUCACCAUUGCACAACUGCGUGGCUCGUUCCCCUCAAACCCCAACCCAGGCUCAGACACAAGCAGUCUCUAGGCCUGGGAAUGGAUACAUGAUGAACCCGGGCCCAGGGGUCAGUCAGGCAGGAACGGGACCUGGAGCAGCUGGGGUUGCCCCUGGAGGUCAGCCUGUAGGACCAGUGACACCUGAACUUUCCCCAGCAGAGCAGCUAAAAGCAAUGGCUCAGCAACGUGCUAAAUUGCUGCAGCAGAAGCAGCAGCAGCAGCAACAAGCAGCUAACUGGUCCCCUGCAGGUGCUCCAACCAGCCCCUAUAACUCUGGUCCCUUUAACCAGGACAAACCCAACAGCCCUAUGAUGUACCCACCGCAAGCCUUUAACACUCCACAGGGCCCCCUAGUGGCUGGGAUGGCCCCCAACAAUGGGCCCAAAGCCCCCAUGAGCAACUACCUCCCUCACAACCACAUGAGCAUGAUGGGUCAGCAACAGCCAAACAGCAUCAACCAGAACACCCUGUCCAAACAACAGCAGCAGCAGCAACAGCAGCAGCAAACAGCAGCCAUGUUGUCCUAUAGCAACACUAAACCACUGAGUCACUUCAGUGGCAGUGGGGUAGAUCACAUAGGCCAGAGGAUGACUCCACCCAUGGGAGGGAACAGUCAAGUCAAGAACCCCAUGAUGCCUCCCUACAUGGGUGGUGGAGGAGGCGGGGGUCAGGGGGCGGGGCCAGGGCAGACCCAGGGGCCAAUCCCAGGGCAGACAGCUCACCUGAGUGAGGAGCAGAAGAGGAUGUUGCUGAUGAAGCAGAAAGUGUUGAACCAGAACAUGCCCUACAGCACCAUGCAGUCUCACGGACAGGAACAAGGUGUGGUGGGAAUGUCGCGCCCGCCGGGUGCCAUCCCUCCUCCUCAUCCGGGUGGGGGUGUGGCCUCGGGGGUGGGCCCCAACCAGGGUUCAGGACCACCUCCGGGCUAUGUGGGCAAUCAGCAGCAGGCAGCCAUGAUGAAACAGAUGAUGGCGAUGGAGCAAGAGAAGAGAGUACAAAUGCAUAUGAUGGAGCAGCAGAAACAGCAGCUCUUCAGAGAACAGAGACAACAGCAGCAGCAGCAACUACUGGCUGAACAGCUCCAACAGCAGCAGCACCUCCCCAGACAGAUGGGCCAGGGCCAGAGGAAUCCAUACCCCCAAGUCAAUCAAUACCAAGGUCCUCCUCAGGAUCUGGCAUCCAGGAGCCAGGCUCUCCAGAACAUUCGGGCUGCCCGACUCUUACAACAGCAACAGCAGAACCAGCAGCAGAUGGUCCAGAUGAGCUCUGUUCCGAGCCAGGGGGGCUCUGUGGGACCCCAAACUGACAUGGGUCUACCCUAUGGCAACCAGGGGUCUAACCAGGGUUCCCUGUAUGGGCUCAACCCCUCCAUGAGCCAAAUGAUCCACCAGCAGCAGCACCAGAGCCAAAGCGUUCAGGCCUCCAUGGGUCUUCCCCCGCAGCACAACCCUGCCGGAGGACCACCCCGGCAGGCAGGUGCAGGUCCUGGGGUCGGAGGUAUGCCUGGAGGCCCCGCAGGUGGUGGAGCUGGAGGGUACGGGGGACAGGGGAUGUUAAUGAACUCCAUGACCCAGCAACCCCUCAAAGGCCCUCCCAAUGCCAAAGCCCAGGCACAGAGACUGCAAAGCAUGCUGGGAGCAGGAGGAGGUGGCGGGGGAAUGGGGGCAGGCGGCUGGCCGCAGCAGCAAGGACAGAGUCUGCAGGCCAUGGGGGGAGGAGUUGGAAGGACUACAGGUGGAGGGGGAGGAGACAUGGUGGGGUUCAGCUCAGGCCCAGGUUACGGCAUGCAGCCAGGACAACCCCCUCGCAUGACCAAACAACACUUUCAGGGCCCGGGACAGGGGAUGAGCCAGGGGAUGGACCCCAGGGUAGGCAAUCCAGCCGCGGGUAUGGGCACCCCAAUGAUGGGGCCUCACAUGGGCAGCCAGCCCAGGACCAACCAGCCCCGGCCCAUGGUCAUGAACCAGGGGGUGAUGAGCCAGGGGAUGACUGGGAUGGGGGGUUUCGGGCCAGGCCCUGGUGGGCCAGGAAUGGGGGCCGGGGGAGGAGGAGGUGGACCCUAUGGACCAGGGGGAGUUGGGGUUGGAGGUCAGCCGCAGGGCUACCAGAGGACAGCCAAUCAGGAUAUGUCAUCCUAUGGAUAUGGGGGCGGGCCCUCAGGUGGCGGAGCCUUCGGGUUGGGUGAUGGCUCAGGGGCGGAGCUGGACUCAAGCGAUGGUUGGAUGGAGGAGUUUUUCCCGAGCCAAUAGCCAACGGAGAAACUGGAGAUGAGUUUUUACUGGAUGAACUAAACAUUAAAAUAGUACAAACGUUAAAACCUGAGAGAGUAAAACAAAAAGGAUGACACGACGUGGACAGGCAUGUUUUUGUUUUGUAAAACAUGAGCAAGGUUAUAAAUGAAUUCAUGUGUUAUGUUUUGUGUGUGAGUGUGUGUGUAUGUGUGAGUGAGUGUGCGCUGGAGAGAGCGAUCAUUGUCUCGUGCAUAUUAAUGAAAAACCAGUAUAGAGAUUAAGAGGUGUGUUUCAUUAGUUUCCCUUUUCUCCACGGAAUGAAUUUUUCUCAUGUUCCAGUGUUUGAAAGCGAGCCCCGUUUACACAGCAGCGCUUUGAGCCCAAGCUUCAGCAGGGGCUGAUUGAACACCGCAGACUGAUGAAGGGGAAGGAAGACUUGUUCUCAAGACAGCAAUUUAUUUGUGUUUGUGUGUUUGUGCCACCCAGCUCAGUGCUUCAGAUCUCUCAGCUAUGUGAGGAGUUGAAGGGAGUAGAAAGCACUCUCAACACUCCCAUUUCCUCUCUUAGAUUUGUGCCCCCCAUACACUCACACACACACACAUGCAAAUCUGUCUCCCUCACACUCUC